AUGUCAUUUUCCAAUUUGGUCUCUGACAUCGCAUUCAGAGAUGCUCAUCCUGAUGACCGGAGCUCUCAGAUUUCCCAUGCUCGGUCUCAAGCUACUGCUCGAUCAUAUACAAGCACCACUGCCACCAGUGUCAGUAUAUCGGGUGAUAUCUCCAGUCAAUUGCAUGCUGGCUACAGUCAUCCAUUAAGUAGAUCAUGGCAGGCUGAGAGGCAAUUGACAAAGGAAAUGCUCAUCUACCCGCUAUUUAUUACGGACAACCCGGACGAAGAGGUGCCGAUUCCGUCUUUACCUAAUCAACAUCGACGAGGUUUGAAUCGCCUAGUUCCUUUUCUGAAACCGCUUGUUCAAAAAGGCCUGCGCUCGGUGAUUUUAUUUGGAGUUCCCCUGCAUCCAUCUGCCAAGGAUGCACUGGGGACAGCUGCAGACGACCCUACCGGUCCGGUAAUUCAAGCAAUCCGCCUCCUUCGAUCUCGCUUUCCUCAUCUUUACAUUGUGACGGAUGUCUGUCUCUGCGAAUACACGUCACACGGCCACUGUGGGAUACUUAAAGAAGACGGCACCCUUGACAAUGCACAGUCGGUAGAUCGGAUUUCGGAUGUGGCAUUAGCAUAUGCAACAGCCGGUGCGCAUUGUGUGGCCCCAUCUGAUAUGAACGAUGGAAGAGUGCGCGCCAUUAAAUUGAAGCUGAUUGAGGCUGGCAUGGCACACCGUGUCCUGCUCAUGUCAUACAGCGCGAAAUUCAGCGGUUGCUUAUACGGCCCUUUUCGUGAUGCAGCAGGCUCUUGCCCAUCAUUUGGAGACCGUAGAUGCUAUCAACUCCCACCAGGGGGUAGAGGGCUUGCGCGGCGUGCGAUAAAGCGCGAUGUUGGCGAGGGCGCUGAUAUCAUAAUGGUCAAACCUGCAAGCAGUUACUUAGACAUCAUUAGGGAUGCGAAAGAACUUGCCGAGGAUUUACCUGUUGCUGCUUACCAGGUUAGCGGUGAAUAUGCAAUGAUUCAUGCGGGCGCCGCAGCAGGAGUUUUUGACUUGAAGUCAAUGGCUUUUGAGAGCACUGAGGGCAUCCUGAGGGCUGGCGCUGGUAUUGUAGUCAGUUAUUUCGUGCCAGAGUUCCUGGAUUGGCUUUCUUGA
Aspergillus ruber CBS 135680 is the source of this 1128-nucleotide messenger RNA. RefSeq names its product porphobilinogen synthase HEM2. Lineage: Eukaryota; Fungi; Ascomycota; Eurotiomycetes; Eurotiales; Aspergillaceae. The record is from RefSeq and is a predicted model, not a curated record. Gene Ontology annotation, cellular component: cytosol. Gene Ontology annotation, molecular function: zinc ion binding; porphobilinogen synthase activity. Gene Ontology annotation, biological process: heme biosynthetic process. The transcript is spliced from 2 exons. Bases 1 to 1128 code for a protein of 375 amino acids.